ACCAGGAACAGCAGCAGCACAGCGACAUGGACCGCUGGGCAGGCCGCGUGGCCGUGGUGACGGGGGCCAGUGCAGGCAUCGGCAGCGCCAUCGCCCAGGACCUCGCCAAGGCCGGCAUGCGCGUCGUGGGGCUGGCCCGCCGCGAGGACAAGCUGCAGGCGCUGGCGGAGGCGCUGGCGGCGGACGGCGCCGGCGAGCUGAUCCCGGUGCGCUGCGACGUGUCCGACAUGGGCGACGUGCAGCGCGCCUUCCAGUGGAUCGACGACAACGUGGGCGCCGUGAGCGUGCUGGUCAACAACGCGGGGGUCAUGAUCGCGCAGAGCAUCCAAGACAUGUCCAAUGAGGACAUGGCGGCAGUCAUCAACACCAACGUCUUGGGGAUGGCGUCCUGCUGCAGGGAGGCCAUCAACAGCAUGAAGAAGCACGCCGUCAGCGACGGCCACAUCGUCAACAUCAACAGCUUCCUUGGCCACGUGGUCCCCGUGUUCGACGACUUCAGCGUGUCCUUGUACGCCGGCUCCAAGCACGCCGUCACGGCCAUCUGCCAGGGCCUGCGGUGCGAGCUCAAGAGGAUGCACAGCCAAGGCAUCAGGAUCAAAGUCACGAGCGCGAGCCCCGGCCCGGUCCUCACCGACAUGUUCGGAGACGACCUCCGCAGCUCGAUCCCCGAGGACGAGAUCCAGCGACUGCUCAAGGCCGAGGACGUGUCCAGGGCCGUGUGCUUCGCGCUGGCCAGCCCGCCCAACGUCGAGAUGGUGGAAAUAACCAUGCAAGCGACAGGCCAUCUCACUUAAUUCCGACACACGCUAAACUCAUUUGCUGCUAUACCUGUGUAUCAAAACAGAAUUUUAAUAAAGAACUCAUGAAAUCUA
Molecule: messenger RNA, 872 nt
Organism: Thrips palmi
Lineage: Eukaryota; Metazoa; Arthropoda; Insecta; Thysanoptera; Thripidae
Product: farnesol dehydrogenase-like
Exons: 6
Coding region: 27-794 (255 amino acids)
Source: RefSeq, a predicted model, not a curated record